This is a messenger RNA of Saccostrea echinata, 879 nucleotides long. Its product is annotated as phospholipid phosphatase 3-like. Gene Ontology annotation, biological process: phospholipid metabolic process; signal transduction; phospholipid dephosphorylation. Lineage: Eukaryota; Metazoa; Mollusca; Bivalvia; Ostreida; Ostreidae. Bases 1 to 879 code for a protein of 292 amino acids. The record is from RefSeq and is a predicted model, not a curated record. Gene Ontology annotation, molecular function: phosphatidate phosphatase activity. The transcript has 6 exons.
AUGGAGACAAACAAGCACAACAUCGUUGAAAAACUUCAAAAGGAGACGACUUUGAGGUCUACUGUUGUGAAAGUUGUUAUUGAAGUUGGAUUAUACGUCAUUCUGGCGACCUUUGAUGUUCUACUGGCCUACAAUAAGGUUGACUUUUUCUUGCCAUUUCGACGAGGCUUCUUUUGCAGCGACCUAAAUCUGAUGUUUCCAUAUAAGGAUCUGUCCGUAAAAGAAAGUCACGUUAUACUGAUUUCCUUUCUGCCCACAACUUCAAUUAUUUUUAUCACCGAAAUUUUAAGAAAUGGUCGCAGAUUGAAGAAAUAUUGCUAUAUUCAGCUGUAUUAUAGAAUAAUUGGCACCAUGAUGUUUGGCUUUUCUCUGUGCAUUCUCUUUGUUGAAUUGACUAAAUCUUGUGUGGGCAGUCUUCGUCCAUAUUUCUUUGCUGUGUGUCAACCAAACAUGACCCUGACAAACUGCACAGAUCAUUACAUCACCGAUUACGUUUGCAGAGGAGUAGAUGGCGCUGCCAUCAUUGAUGCAAGAAAAUCUUUUCCCUCUGGCCAUGCUGCCAGUGUUUGGUAUGGAGUGACUUUUCUUGUGAUCUACAUGCACUUACGCAUAUAUCGUCGAUGGAAGAGAUCACGUGCAUUCUGUCCAAUAAUACAAACUUUGGCAGCAGCUUCCGCUUUGUAUGUCGGUGUGAGCCGUAUCCAGGACAACGCUCAUCGUCCAGUAGACAUCUUUGCUGGGGCGACAGUGGGAAUCAUCUUUGCUAUAAUAACGAUUUACUCAUCCUCUGUGUUGUUCACAGAAAAAAGAACAUACACUCACUGCGCUGCUGUAAACAGCGAGGAGGAGAGGCAGUUCACGAUGGAGAACGAGACAUAA